Aspergillus caelatus is the source of this 2726-nucleotide messenger RNA. RefSeq names its product F-box/WD repeat-containing protein. Gene Ontology annotation, molecular function: protein binding. The coding region runs from base 493 to 2502 and encodes 669 amino acids. The transcript has 2 exons. Lineage: Eukaryota; Fungi; Ascomycota; Eurotiomycetes; Eurotiales; Aspergillaceae. The record is from RefSeq and is a predicted model, not a curated record.
UCUCACCGCCCUGCUGAUAAGUAGCUUUCUCCCUUUUUCUCCCUCUCCUGAUAUUUCUUUUUUUCUCUCUUGUCAGCUUUCCCUUUUUUCCUUUUGUGUUCUGAUUCCUUAGAUUGAUUUGUAUUAAAUUCUCACCCCUUCUGUCCUGUCCUCUCUUUUUGUGGUAGACGUCCUUUCCCUCAUUCUUUGUUUGUUCUGGGUGGUCGGUGUUUCUUAUCAGGAGUUUACUUGUUUAAGCGGACCUCUUAUUUUUUCUCUUUCCCUUACCUACAUCAUUCAAACCUCCCCAUAAUUUGUCUGUUACGGAUACCCGGUCGAGAACCGACGGACAACUUCACUGCAUACUCCAUCGCGCUCUCACAUUUGUCCCUUGCUGUUCCCUGAAAUUGUGUCUCAGGGUUAGUGAAAGGGGCCCUCUCGUGUCAGUAUAUAGUCGAUCUGCGGAAUCUCCGAUCGUCCUGCAUUAUCUCUUUAUAUUCGAUUCGCGACACCAUGUCACCACGUGAGGCUGCGACACUUCCCUCCCGCCGACGUCCUUCCCUCUCCUUCAGACCUCGACCUCGGACGGCUACCUCGUCGACCCAUCAAACAACCUGUUUAGAAAACGACGUAUGGGGUGGCGGGUCAGCUGUCGAUGAGGGGCAGGUGUUGGAGGAAAUGAAUCAUUUCCCUGAACCUGUUCCCAGGCGCCGAGAAGCGAGAAGCUUCUCAAGCCUACGUCAUCCUGUCGAUGGCUUGCGCGCCCUCGGCCGCCGCUUAUCGGUCACGAUCCGGAAUAAAUCUUCCAGGCAUUCGGCUCAUCACCAUCAAGAUGACCUGGGCGACUUGAACCAUGAGCCGGAGUUUACGCCUAGAAAUAGGCAUUCGUGGUGCAAGGGUACCGGUGUCGAUCGCCGGUUGUCUCAUCACAGCGUAUCGGCGCUGCACGGCUUUCAUGCACCAACUGCGCCUGUCCAUGCUCCGAUUCCAGGCAAUGGUUCGGAGCCCCCCGUUAUUUCGGACGAUAUCUAUGCAGGCGCAGCCGCUCGGGCGGCCGCUGCGGUCCAGAACGAGCUGUUCAGGGUCGAGAGGGAUGGUGCAAAGUACUCCGACCCGGGACUGACGAGAGAUUCGGAGAGCGGUAUUGGUAUCGACCUGCGUGACCGCUCCGAACUCUCUGACACGGAUCUGGCCUUUUUGCGCUUGGAUCCGGUGACUCAUCUACCACCAGAGGUCAUGUCACAUAUUUUUACUUAUCUCGACCCCCAAUCUCUCAUGCAAUGCGAAUCGGUCUCUCGCGCUUGGAGUGAGCAGGCCUCCUCCCGGCAUAUUUGGAGACAUGUGUUCCGUCACACCUAUGGACAUAGUCGCCCUGUCGGCACCUCGAAGAAAAAACAAUCUGCUGGUUUAGGAAAAUCUCUCCCAGACCAAGACUGGAAGAGAAUGUUCCUUGUUCGCCGUGCGCUGGAGCAGCGAUGGAAGGAAGGCAAGGCUGCUGCUAUUUAUCUCCACGGACAUAAAGACAGCGUGUAUUGUGCACAAUUUGAUGAAGACAAAAUCAUUACGGGAUCCCGUGAUCGAACCAUCAGAGUGUGGGAUGCACAUUAUCCUUGGCCAUGCCGCAAGAUUAUCGGACCCCCUCCAGGAGAUAUCGCUGGUAUUGGGCCUGUCAAUAACAUGUCCCAGCAGUCAUCUGGGAAGCCACCUUUUCUAACAAUUUGCCCCCCGCCGACGCUCUCCGCUGGGAUUACUACUCCGGUUGAACAAGCUUCAGAGUACCAUAGCGCAUCCAUCCUUUGCCUUCAAUUCGAUGACGAGAUCAUGGUCACGGGGUCAUCUGACUAUACCUGCAUUGUUUGGGACAUUCAGAAUGACUAUCAACCUAUUCGCCGCCUGGAAGGCCACCGGGCAGGUGUGCUGGAUGUGUGCUUUGAUGACCGUUAUAUUGUCUCUUGCUCGAAGGAUACCACCAUCUGUGUGUGGGAUCGACAUACUGGGACUCUCCUUCAAAGGCUUGUCGGCCACCGGGGUCCUGUCAACGCAGUUCAACUACGUGGCGAUUUGAUUGUCUCUGCGAGCGGAGACGGCGUCGCCAAAUUGUGGAACAUAACGUCUGGCCACUGUGUGAAGGAAUUCCACAGUAAAGAUCGCGGACUUGCAUGCGUUGAGUUUAGUGAAGAUGCCAGGACUAUCCUCACCGGAGGUAACGAUCAAGUUAUAUAUCAGUUUGAUGCAAACACCGGUGACAUGGUCAAUGAGCUGAAAGGCCACGAAGGGCUAGUCCGGUCUCUGCACCUGGACAGUGCGGGACAGCGGAUCGUCAGCGGAAGUUAUGAUAUGAGCGUUAAGGUCUUUGACGCGCAGACCGGGGAGUUGUCGAUUGACCUACCCGGCUGGACCACCAGCUGGAUGUUGAGUGUGAAGUCGGACUAUCGACGCAUCCUGGCCACGAGCCAGGAUUCUCGAGCUGUCAUCAUGGACUUUGGCUAUGGACUAGAUGGCAUUGAAUUGCUAGAGGAAUAGAUGGGACACAACCCUAGACAUACAUUUGCUCUUUAUGCUCCAUUAUAGGAAAAGUUCCGGUUUUAGGGAGUUUAUACGGUUAAUCAUUUGGGAUCUUCUCUUGUGGCAGCUUGCUUUGCACUGUUUGCGCUUUUCUUGCGCCUUUUUGGAUAUAAUUCUUUGGGAUACACAUUGGCUAGCGAUAGAGCGUUGAUACUUCAAAAGAUUUUUGCUUUGCUUUCUCA